Messenger RNA from Spirodela intermedia, 5245 nucleotides. The record is from the annotation of a GenBank genome assembly. NCBI's taxonomy places the organism in Eukaryota, Viridiplantae, Streptophyta, Magnoliopsida, Alismatales, Araceae.
AUGGCGCGUAAUGCGAAUAACCUGGAGAAGAUGGCGUCCAUCGACGCCCAGCUGCGGCUACUGGCCCCUGGGAAGGUCUCCGAGGACGACAAGCUCGUGGAAUACGACGCGCUGCUCUUGGAUCGCUUCCUCGACAUUCUCCAGGACCUCCAUGGAGAGGAGAUCAGGGAAACGGUACGGAAAUCAGCAGUCCUCCCUUCUGUCUCGAUUCUCCUCUUCUUCCGUAUGUACCGUACCGGUCUCAGUGAAUAUCUCCGAAAUUAGGGCAGUCGGGGCCGUCAUCUGCCAUAUCAGAGUGGCUAUUGGGGAUCGGGAUGAGGGUUCCUGACUGGUUCUCCUCUUCGCGUCGACAGGUUCAAGAGUGCUACGAGCUCUCCGCGGAGUACGAGGGGAAGAACGACCCGCAGAAGCUGGAGGAGCUCGGCGAGGUCCUCACGAGCCUGGAUCCAGGCGACUCCAUCGUCAUCGCCAGUUCCUUCUCCCACAUGCUCAACCUGGCCAACCUCGCCGAGGAGGUCCAGAUUGCCCACCGCCGGCGCAACAAGAAGAAGAAGGGGGACUUCGUCGACGAGAACAACGCGACCACUGAGUCCGACAUCGAAGAAACCCUAAAGAGGCUCGUGGGGCGGCUGAAGAAAUCCCCCGAGGAGGUCUUCGACGCUCUGAAGAACCAGACCGUGGAUCUCGUUCUGACCGCGCACCCAACGCAGUCGGUCCGCCGAUCGCUGCUCCAGAAACACGGAAGGUGAAUCGGAUCAACUACGACGAAUUCCUCACCUUCUCCAUCGAUCUCCUUCACUGCAAUCACCCGAAAUCGGGCCCCUCUUAAUUCACAGAAUCGGAUAAAAUCACUUCAUUUCUAGCAGUCGGAGGAAGAAAUUUCUUGACCAAAAAGCCGAUUAAACUUUCAGGAUUCGGAAUUGUCUGGCGCAGCUGUACGCCAAAGACAUCACGCCUGAUGACAAGCAAGAACUCGAUGAGGCCCUCCAACGGGAGGUAUCCAUUUAUUUAUUUUAUUCUCUUUCUUCAGAGUCAUUUCUCAUGAACAUAAAGGUCCAUGCAUAUUGUUUCAUCCUUCGUUCCUCGAUUGCCCCCCUCACUCUCUAAUGCAUUUAUUUAUUUUCAGGGUGAUUAAAUAAAUUCCAUCUCUGUUGUCCCCCCACCAUAAAUUGAAAUAUAUACAAGAUAAAAUAAAUUGAAAAAAAAUGUAUUUUUCCCAGCUUCAGAUCUUUGAGCUCUACCCAUUUCUCAAAUGCUCACAUCCAAUCGUUAGCCCCCAAAAAUAUAUAUAUUUUUUUUGGGAAAAAAAAUGAUUCGGAAUCAACAGAUCUCUGACUGAAGAUGCUCAAUGUGGGAACACUGCAGAUCCAAGCUGCUUUCCGGACUGAUGAAAUCAGGAGAACUCCUCCGACUCCCCAGGAUGAGAUGAGGGCCGGGAUGAGUUAUUUCCAUGAAACUAUUUGGAAGGGCGUUCCGAGAUUCUUGCGCAGGGUUGACACUGCUUUGAAGAACAUUGGCAUAAAUGAGCGCGUACCGUACAAUGCUCCUCUCAUCCAGUUCUCUUCCUGGAUGGGUGGUGACCGCGAUGGUAUGAUCCUCUCUCUUCAUGGAUCGAAGUUAGCUUCGAUUGGCUUUUCUUUCCUUCAUCGGUUUUUUUUUUUUUUUUUUUUCUUCUGGUGUUCAUCUUCCCUAGAACAUGGUCUGGGCUGGAAAUAUUUAUUUAUUUAGUAUUCAAUUUUUUUGCCAGAAAGAAAACAGACUCCUCUUAUGCCGCCAGCAUCUAUUUUCUCAGGGGCAUUUGAAUAUGAUCAAACGCCAUGGAUUUUCUUGUGAAUCUCCUCCUAGUUUCUUCUGGGUAGUAUCAGAGAUCCUACACAUAAUGUCUAUUCCUGAUUUAUUAAUACAGUGACCUGUGUAAAUGAUUCAGGGAACCCAAGAGUGACUCCUGAGGUCACAAGGGACGUGUGCCUAUUAGCCCGGAUGAUGGCUGCCAACAUGUACUACUCCCAGAUAGAGGAUCUGAUGUUUGAGGUCUCGGCGGCUCUUCAACACUUUAUCUCUAAAAAUAUCUGAAUAAAUAAAUUAAAAAAAAAACGAUCGGUGAUCUAUAAAAUAUUUUCUGCUUAUUAUUUUGCAGCUGUCUAUGUGGCGAUGCAGCGACGAACUGAGGAACCGGGCCAAUGAGCUGCUUCGGUCCUCGAAACGGGAUGCGAAGCAUUACAUCGGUAUUUAUCAGCCACAAAGUUUAUAUUUUUCCCCCCGACAUUGUUAGAUAUUAUCGCCUGAUAUGGUUUAAAUAAAUAAAUAAAUAAUUCCCAUGAUUUUUAUUUUUUUUUAUUUUUUUGCAGAAUUUUGGAAACAGGUGCCGCCGAGUGAGCCUUACCGAGUCAUCCUGGGUGAUGUGAGGGAUAAGCUCUAUAACACGCGCGAACGCUCGCGCUUGCUGCUGUCGAAUGGGACGUCCGACAUCCCCGAGGAGGCCACCUUCACUGACGUCGAGCAGGUUUGAUCCGACUUAUUUAACUUAUUUAUUCGUUCUAGUUAGUUUUUGUCUCUGGAUUUAUUAUGCAUAUAAUUGGUAUGCGCAAGUCAACGCGAAGACCAUUGAAAGAACUCAUUGCUUAUAAAGCGCUUAGCAUCAGUCAAAGAAAGCGCUUAGAUGUGAGGGAAAAUGCUUGGUUUCUCUCUGAUUUUUCUCUCCGAAAUCCACUCUCCACUCUCGUUUCAUAUUUUCUAUUAAUCGCCACCGUUGUUGAUAUGUUCCUAGCCAAAAAAAAUUUCCCUCUUGAUCCUGACCAUGCACAGACAAAUCUAGGGCUCAGAUCAGCUUGACUUUUGCCUUUCAAGGGGGCAUAAAUCUUACUAACCCAAAGACUUUACUUGGUUCAUGUGGAAAAAUCAAGAACACGAGGACCAAUCGUUGCAAAUUCUUCAGAUUGUUCUUCUAGAAGCCCAUCAUUUAUUGUUAUUAUUAUUUUUAUUAUUUGUUGGCCGUAGUCAUAAUAUUAAAAAAUAAAUAAUGUCUCAAAAGGAACAAUCUCAAGAACAUGCAACGAUAGAUCAUCCGUGUUCUUGAGAGGGUGUUCUGUUUUGAAGCAUCAUUUAUUGCCAAACUGCAGGAGGGAAGGGAUCAUAGUAGUAAUAAUAAUAAUAAUAAUAAUAAUAAUAAUAAUAAUAAUCAUCAUCAUCAUCAUCAUCAUCAUUAUCAUAAUCAUGGUAAAAUAAAAAUAAAAAUCCGGGUCGCCCUGGAGCUCUCUAUUUAUUUAUCUGUUCUUCCUUGGUGUCCUUUCUUUCUGAGCAUCAUCAUCAUCAUUGGUGGAUGAGGUUGAUGGAUUUUAAAUAAAUAAAUAAAAAAUGUUGCAGUUUUUGGAGCCGCUGGAGCUGUGUUACCGAUCUCUGUGCUCCGGCGGCGACCGCUCCGUCGCCGACGGCAGCCUCCUCGACUUCCUCCGGCAAGUCUCCACCUUCGGUCUGUCUCUGGUCCGCCUGGACAUCCGGCAAGAGUCCGACCGCCACACCGAUGUCAUGACUGCCAUCACCGAGCACCUGGGCAUCGGAACCUACCGCGACUGGCCCGAGGAGCGCCGCCAGGAAUGGCUCCUCUCCGAGCUCCGGGGAAAGCGGCCCCUCUUCGGGCCGGACCUCCCCAAGACCGCCGAGAUCGCCGACGUCCUGGACACCUUCCACGUCAUCUCCGAGCUGCCCUCCGACAACUUCGGAGCCUACAUCAUCUCCAUGGCGACGGCCCCCUCCGACGUGCUCGCCGUGGAGCUGUUGCAGAGGGAGUGCCGGGUGAAGAAGCCCUUGCGAGUGGUUCCCCUGUUCGAGAAGCUCGCCGAUCUGGAGGCGGCGCCGGCGGCGGUGGCGAGGCUCUUCUCCAUCGACUGGUACAGGAACAGGAUCGCCGGAAAGCAGGAGGUGAUGAUCGGCUACUCCGACUCCGGCAAGGACGCCGGCAGGUUCUCGGCGGCGUGGCAGCUGUACAAGGCGCAGGAGGAGCUCGUGAAGGUGGCCAAGGAGUACGGCGUGAAGCUCACCAUGUUCCAUGGCAGGGGAGGCACCGUGGGCCGCGGCGGCGGGCCCACCCACCUCGCCAUCCUCUCCCAGCCGCCGGACACAAUCAAUGGCUCCCUGAGGGUGACAGUGCAGGGGGAGGUGAUCGAGCAGUGCUUUGGAGAGGAGCACCUCUGUUUCAGGACUCUCCAGCGCUUCACCGCCGCCACCUUGGAGCACGGUAUGAACCCACCCGUCUCGCCCAAGCCCGAGUGGCGGGCUCUCAUGGACCGCAUGGCCCUCGUCGCCACCGAGGAGUACCGCUCCGUCGUCUUCCACGAGCCCCGCUUCGUCGAGUACUUCCGUCUGGUACACACAUUGCAUCCGUUCUUCUUCUUCGUCUCCUCCUCUCCUCGUCCUCCUCUUCCUUCCUCAUGUAUGAUGUAUGAUGUUGUAUGGUGAUGGUCUUGGGGAUGUGGGGCAGGCGACGCCGGAGACGGAGUACGGGAGGAUGAACAUAGGGAGCAGGCCGUCGAAGAGGAGGCCGAGCGGGGGGAUCGAGACGCUGAGGGCGAUACCGUGGAUAUUCGCGUGGACUCAGACGAGGUUCCACCUGCCGGUGUGGCUGGGCUUCGGCGCCGCGUUCCGGCGGGUGCUGGACGAGGACAUCCGGAACCUGCACGCGCUACAGGAGAUGUACAACGCGUGGCCCUUCUUCCGAGUCACCGUGGACCUGGUGGAGAUGGUCUUCGCCAAGGGCAACCCCGUCAUCGCCGCCCUCUACGACAAGCUCCUCGUCUCCCAGGACCUCUGGUCCUUUGGGGAGCACCUCCGCAACAAGUACGAGGAGACCAAGAGCCUCCUCCUCCAGGUCCUCCUCCUUCCUCUGUUAUCUUCUUCCUCUGUUAUCUUCUUCUUCUUGCUCUGAGCUUGGUUGGUGUUGGUUGGGUGGCAGGUGGCGGGGCACAGGAACCUGCUCGAGGGGGACCCGUACCUGAAGCAGAGGCUGAGGCUGCGGGACUCGUACAUCACGACGCUGAACGUGUGCCAGGCGUACACUCUGAAGCGCAUCAGGGACCCCGAGUUCCGCGUGAAUCUGCGGCCGCAUCUGUCCAAAGAGGUGAUGAAGGCCAGCGCCUCCGGGGCGGACCUCGUCAACCUCAACCCCACCAGCGAGUACGCCCCCGGCCUCGAGGACACGCUCAUCCUCACCAUGAAGGGCAUCGCCGCCGGCCUCCAGAACACCGGCUGA